AUGUCAAACGACAAUGAAGAAAGGUAUUUAUCCACGAUCAAGUCUAUUCAAGACAGCUACAUCUCCAAGUCGUUUCCUGAAGUGGUCCCGGACAAUUUGGAGAUACUCUCCACCAUCAGAUACGAUCCCAGUUUAACUAAAAACGCACCAGCCAGUUCUGACCAAAUACGUAAGAGUAAUUUCUUUCUCUUUGAAGAACAUGUUCAAAGAACACAGUUCACCUUGCAAUAUUUCCAGUUGCAAUUUUACGGAAACACCGACUUAGCCUUUGAAUUCACUGCCGAUAACUUCUUUAAUUAUUUAGUAAGUGCAUUCAGUCAAUCAGGAAAGUCAUUGGCUGAGCCGUAUAAAGUAAGAUGUUUGUUCCAUUUGAACUCAGACCUUGUAGUAGAACUUCAUCCCACACCAGUACGAGAGAAUUUACUAGAUGGAAUAUUGACUCCAUCUCUACCUGAGACAGACGACUUGCCUGAGUUUGCCGAGAACAAGACCUGGGACGUCUAUAUCGACUCGAAACCAACGUUGAUUUCACCUUUCACUUCAUUCAAAACGACUACCAGGAGCCAUUACUCUGAUUCUAGAGCUCGUGCUCUUCCUGGACUCAGACCUGAGGCUGAAGAGGUAAUCUUGUUCAAUCCCCAGAACAACUUGAUGGAGGGUUCCAUCACCAAUGUAGCAGUAAAACGUAAAUCAGAUGGAAAGUGGAUCACUCCGCAAUUGAGUUCUGGUUGCUUGUGCGGAGUUAUGAGACACUUUCUCUUGCGCAAAAACUACUUAGAGGAGGAAACGAUUUCGAUGGACCAGAUCGAAAUAGGUUCGGAGGUUUUAUUGUUCAAUGCCAUUAUGGGGGUAGUCAAGGGUCGUAUAGUGGGCCGUGCCAGUUGA
Molecule: messenger RNA, 885 nt
Organism: Scheffersomyces stipitis CBS 6054
Lineage: Eukaryota; Fungi; Ascomycota; Pichiomycetes; Serinales; Debaryomycetaceae
Gene: ABZ2
Product: aminodeoxychorismate lyase
Exons: 1
Coding region: 1-885 (294 amino acids)
Biological process (GO): carboxylic acid metabolic process
Molecular function (GO): catalytic activity
Source: RefSeq, a predicted model, not a curated record